This is a messenger RNA of Microbotryum saponariae, 2526 nucleotides long. NCBI's taxonomy places the organism in Eukaryota, Fungi, Basidiomycota, Microbotryomycetes, Microbotryales, Microbotryaceae. The record is from the annotation of a GenBank genome assembly.
AUGUCCACCUCAACACCAAGUAGCACGCCCAACCCACCUCGCACCACACGGCACGAGAAACGACUGCUCUCUUCGACUCCCUUACCGCCGACCGAACGGACUUCGCUCAAGCAGUUCCAGGAUCAACUCGAACAGGCCCAUCAGAAGGAGGCCCUGGCGAGGGUCCAGGCCCAUCAUCACCAUCUUCACAAUCAGAGUACCGUGCAGGACAAGUUGGCCAAACUGAGCCUAGGGGGAACCGGCCAGCUCAACGUGGGCGCGGAUGCCGCCACUACCCCACUUGCAGCAGAGCACCACCACCUCUUGGAGCAAAGCAGCAACAACAAUACGGAGGUGGUCGACGACGACGACGACGACGACGACGACGACGACGAUCCGAGAUCCUUGAGGGUCAGUCAGGAUUCCCCCAAACCCCACCUGGAGAUCACGCCUCACACACCUUGCAUUUCUCGCAGGACCGACUGCUGACCCCCACCGAGCGAUCCAACGCCGCGCUCGCCUCCCUCCUCGCUCGUACGCUCCAUCUCCAGCACGGUGAACUCGAACUUCACUUUGGAUCACACAACCUCGCCUCCACGUCCCUCUCGUCUCUGUUCGACGUUCCCGAGUCAUCCUUACCCGCCGACUCGGACACACCUCCCCCCACGCCGCUCCUUCAAGUUCUCCCCCUCGAUCAGGUCAAGCAGAUUGCCGAAACGAUCCAGAGCCUCGCGCACGAGAUCGGCGCCGAUGCCUCGGUCCUCCACAACCCCUUUGACCGAGCACACCUCGACACGCGGCCAAAUGCACCAGAAGUGACCACCACCCCAAGCGCAGUCAAUGACGAAGCCACCACCCAAAGAUGGAGCAACAAGGCCCUGAGGAUCUUGGUCCGCAAAAUCGCCGAGAGCGCACAGGAUCUGAACGAGGUCAGGGUCGCCGUCGUCGGGAAUGUCGAUGCCGGUAAAUCGAGUUUGUUGGGCGUACUCACCAAGGGACGCUUGGACGAUGGGAGGGGGAGAGCUCGCGUUUCGCUCUUUCGUCACAAGCAUGAGAUCGAAUCGGGCAGGACCUCGUCGGUCGGGAUGGAAUUGCUUGGGUUCACCUCCAAAGGUCAAGCCGUCAUGCCCGAAGCUGCUCAUGCGGCCCUCCUCGAGAAAUCAACCAACACCAUCCCCGCUGCUUCGACAUCACCCGAGCCCGAAACACCCGUAUUCCAACAGGGUACGGGCUUGAGGAAGCAACAAUUGUCGUGGGAAGAGAUCUCGGCCAGGGCGAGCAAAGUCAUCAGUUUCUCUGAUCUGGCCGGACACGAGAGGUACCUCAAGACCACCCUGUUCGGUUUGACCGCGACCUCACCCGAUUUCGUGCUCUUGAUCGUCGGUGCGAACGCAGGAUUGAUCGGGAUGAGUAAAGAACAUCUCUCUGUCGCGUUGGCACUUUCCGUGCCCGUCGUGUGUGUGGUGACCAAGAUCGACUCGACCCCCGCGCACGUGCUCGAACAAACGAUCAAACAACUCGUCAAGAUCCUUCGCUCUCCCGGGUGUCGCAAAACCCCCGUUUUCGUCAAAGACCCUGGUAUGGCCUGUGAACUGGCUUGUUCGUUCGCUCAAGCCAAAGCGUGCCCCAUCUUCCUCGUCUCCAACGUCACCGGUCAAGGGCUGAACCUGAUCAAAACCUUCCUCAACGUCGCUCCGAUCGCUUCCAAAGCCCAUUUCCCCCUCGACGCCGACUUCGAAUUUUCUAUCUCGGACGUAUUCUCCGUACCCUUCGUAGGCGCGGUCGCAAGUGGGACCAUCAUGAGUGGGGUAGUCAACGUCGGGGAUACGGUCUUGUUGGGCCCGGAUUCGUUGGGGGGAUUUGUGACGACGGCGGUGAAGAGUAUUCAGAGGAAGAGGGUCAACGUGAAUAGGGCCGAGGCGGGUCAGUCCGUCUCGUUCGCGUUGAAGAGGAUCAAGAGGAGUCAGAUUAGGAAAGGUGGGUGGAUUCAAGUUGAUCGAGUGGGUGGAGGGAUCAAAGGUACUGAUGCGUGAUUGGUUUGGUGUGACAGGUAUGGUCCUGCUGGCCAAGACGGAGAUCCCCCCCGUGGCGGUAACCAGGUUCGAAGGUCAAGUCUUGAUCCUGUAUCACAACACCUUGAUCUCAUCCCAUUACCAAGGUACGUCAAAGCCUUUGUAUGAACGUCACACCUCACCAGGACUGACUCAUUCGUUGUGGUCCCUAAGCUAUGAUGCACCUCGGGCCUAUUCGACAGACGGUACAGAUCGAGGCCAUUGUCGAUAAGGCCUGUAUCAGGACGGGGGAUAGGGCGACGUGGGUUCGCGUACACGAGCUUUCGAACCAAGACCCAAGCACUGACCCAUCCUUGCGCGCAGGGUUCAAUUCCGGUUCAUCAAACACGCCGAAUUCAUCCGUGUUGGGGAUCGGUUCUUGUUCAGGGAAGGAAGGACCAAGGCACUGGGCGUCGUGACCAAGUUGAUUCAGAAUGUGAAGAGUGGUGGAGUGGUCGGGAGUGGGCUGGGUGGAGGCGGUGCGGUGGUCGGAUAG